Cryphonectria parasitica EP155 is the source of this 607-nucleotide messenger RNA. RefSeq lists its product as uncharacterized. The annotation marks the transcript as partial. Gene Ontology annotation, cellular component: nucleus; chromatin. The record is from RefSeq and is a predicted model, not a curated record. Gene Ontology annotation, molecular function: chromatin binding; histone binding. Gene Ontology annotation, biological process: nucleosome assembly. The transcript has 3 exons. NCBI's taxonomy places the organism in Eukaryota, Fungi, Ascomycota, Sordariomycetes, Diaporthales, Cryphonectriaceae.
AACCAUCAAGAUCACACAUCAUGGCUGAACCCAUCCGAAACAAGCGCCCGGACUUGGCCGUGGCACCGACCCCCCAAAACACUCCAGCCAACAAUGCACCCAUUUCAUCGCAUGCCCAGCAGCCGGGUGUUGAUAGCAUCAAGGAAGAGGACCUGGACCGUGCCGCGGCUGCCUCCAUCUUUGCACAGAACCCCAAGCUCGUCCAGAUGAUCCAGGGCCGUCUCGGCUCCCUUGUCGGCCGCUCCUCCGGUUACAUCGAGUCCCUCCCCACACAGGUCAAGAAGCGCGUCGCCGGUCUCAAGGGCAUCCAGAAGGAGCACACCAAGCUCGAGGCUGAGUUCCAGGAGGAGGUCCUGCAGCUCGAGAAGAAAUACUUCGCCAAGUUCACUCCUCUGUACGAGAAGCGUGCCGAGAUUGUCAACGGCAAGGCCGAGCCUACCGAGCAGGAGAUCGCCGCCGGCGAGGAGGAGGACGAGGAGGACGAGGAAGAUGACAAGGACACCAAGCCCGACGCUGCUGAGAAGGAGAAGGCUCCCGAGUCUAACGAGAAUGUCAACGGCAUUCCAGAGUUCUGGCUGUCUGCCAUGAAGAACCAGAUCUCCCUCGC